Messenger RNA from Branchiostoma floridae (Florida lancelet), 4512 nucleotides. RefSeq names its product trichohyalin-like. The record is from RefSeq and is a predicted model, not a curated record. NCBI's taxonomy places the organism in Eukaryota, Metazoa, Chordata, Leptocardii, Amphioxiformes, Branchiostomatidae. The transcript has 11 exons. The coding region runs from base 249 to 4490 and encodes 1413 amino acids.
ACGUGGACAUACUCCAAGCAAAAAAAAUGAGAUUCGUGCAGCGCGGACUUCUCUAGAGUGGGUGUUUGUGGGCAUUCGCUAAAAAGACUAUGCGACCUUGUCCCACCCAACAUCUGCUUGUAGAUUCCAUGAAAACGUCGAUGCGAGACCACCAUAGACGUGUCCUGAGGCGGGACGCCAUUUUGUCUGUUUACUACAGUAAAAACGGUGUUCUGUUGGACUUGUAGGGCUGUGUUUUCUUUUACUCGAUGGAUGAAGAGGAGCGCAAGAAGAAAUUGCAGACAGGGAAAGAGAAGCUUGCUGCAUUCCGGAGGAGAAAGGCAGCUAAAGAUGAUGACCCAAAGAAGAAGAAGAAGAGAAAGAAGAAGGAAGAGGCGGGUGCAGCAGGGGGAGGGGGGGCGUCCCCAGAAGACCUGUCUCAGUCUGAGUCCCUGGACAUCAGCACGGCGAGUAACAGCAGCCUGGACCUAACGUAUCACUCCUCCGAGUCCCUGUCUGCAUAUGAUAGUGAUCAACAGUCCACCAGUGCUGAGGAGCUGUCGGAGGAAGGGGAGGACAGUGUUGCCCUGGAUGUUGCCCGUGUGGAGUUGAAGCAGGCUAAAGCUCAGAUCCAUGCCCUGGAGGAGAAACUUUACGGGAAGCAGGCAGCGCUGGAGGCACUAACUCUGGACUGUGAGAAGCUGAAAGCUCAGGGUCAUCACCAUACACAGGCAGACCAAAGUGGAAUUGAAAAGACAGUUGAAGUGACCACACAGAAGACCAGUGUUGCAGAGUACAAAGAGAAACUACAGGAGUUCCAACAGGCUAUUACACAAAGAGAUGACAUCAUCAAGCAGCUGUCAGUCAAUCUGCAGAUCAGUGUACAGGAGCGUGACUCUGUACAACAGGAGGCUGGGCAUCAGGUGGCACAGCUGACACAACAGAUCCAGACGUUACAGCUGCAGCUGCAACAGGCUGGUGAGAUGCUGAAAGGGCAGACAGGACAGCAGGGUGUGUCAGUAGAGGAGCUGUUCACCACACAGCAGCAGGUCAUCACGUUACAGCACAAAAUUCAGGAACAGGACACGAUGUUACGUCAGAAGGAUCUGCUAAUACAGCAGGGGGACACAGCUAUGCGGGAAAAAAUCGACAUCCUUGAACAGAAAGAAUCAGCCUUGACCGCGGUAGCGCAGAAAGCUGCCCGCCAAUCAGAAGAGCUUCUAAAUCUACGGGAGGAAAUAGCGUCGGUGGAAACAGUAAAGCAGCAAAUGGAACUGCUGAAACAACGGUCGUCUGAGGAGAUUCGCUCUCUGAUGCAAACUGUUGAGGAACUUCAGAAGAAGGUACAUAUUUCUGAGGGAAGAGACAGUGGGGAGGUGAAUGUCCGAGCUCUGGAGGCCCAGCGGGCGGAGCUAGAGGAACUCCAUGGGAAACAGAUACAGGAGAUGAAGGAAACUCUCAGAGAGCAAUAUCAAAUCCAACAUGAGAAACUUCGGCUGGAAAACGAAACCCUCCAACAACAGGAACGUAAACAAAUGGAAGAACUCCGUCAGGAGCUGGUUUUAGCGACAGCCAAGCGUGAAGAGGUAGAGCAACAGUGGUCAGAGCAGAACGAGCUUGUCCAGUCGCUAACUCAAGAGGUGUCCAGACUAACCGCUGCAACAGAAGACUCUGCUGCCUACCUGAACGUUGUGACGGAGUUGAAACGGGAGUAUGACUCAAAAAUACAACAACUGGACGAGUCUGUGCAAUCUUCCGCUGCAGAGAAUGAACAGCUGAAAAGAAGAGAGGAGGAAACUAGUUUAAGAAUCAAUGAACUAUCACAGCAGCUGAAUGCUGUUUCAGAAGAAAAUCUUCAACUCAGAACCCAAAUUGAAGAGCAUGUGGCUGCAUUAGAUAGCUCCUCUCAACAGAAAGUGCCUGAUACAGAGAUGCAAGAUGAGCUGGAGAAGUUAAGUGAGCAGCUGAAAGAUGUUAGGGACGAACUUGAAGAGGCACAGUUUGAGAAAGAAAGUCUUCAACAGUCGCACCAUUCAGAAAUGACACGCUUGAAAUCAGAACUUAUGUAUGAGCACGAAAACAAAAUGAAAGUUCUCAAGGGCAACCUGGAAGCAACAUUCCAGCAGAAGGUGGAAUCCAUCAAAGCUAAGAAAGAUCGAGAGUUUGUCGAGCAACUACAACAAGCUCGUGCCGAGAUGGAAGAGACCCACAUGAGGGAACUUGAGGAACAGAGAAAGCAAUAUUCCAUAGAGUCACUUCACUUUUCUGAAGAAACAGCGCCAGAGGUUUCGGAGCUGUUGUCGUCACUGCAGCAGGAAAACAAAGACUUGUCAGAGGCGCGUGAUGCGCUCUUGGAACAGAUUGAUCAAUCACACCAUGACCUGGAAGAAAUGCAAGAAGAACUCUUAAAGGUAGCCAACGCCAAAGAUAAAAUCAUAGCUGAGAACGAGUCCCUAAAGCAGCAACUUAACGCCGGAGACGAGGCGGGGCAAGACACGUCUCAGAAGAUCUUAAACCUGGAGAGGGAACUGCAGGAACAAAGACAAACCUUCUCAUUUGCAGAGAGGAAUUACCAGGUCAACUUGGAGGAAAUGCAGGCGGAGUGUACGCAGUUGCUACAAGCCAGACAGGACCUAGAGGAAAGACUUGAUGAGCUACAAGCAGCAAAAGGAUUCCCAGCUGCUAGUGAGUUUGGCCCAAGUGGAGACGUCCCACCUACAGCAACUAGCCCUACAGAAGACAAACAGACCAAUUCUGAACUGGUACAGGAGAUUCAGGAAUUGAAGGAACAACUCAAGAAACAUGAAGAGCUUGUGAGUCAGGUGGAUUCUCUCAAGCAAGCUUUGGAAUCGGAGAAGCAGAUUAAAGUGGUUCUUGAAGAGAAGGCGAUGAACCAGAUGAACUCAUUUGAAGUUGAGAAGAAUGCUCUACAAGAUGAAAUAGCACGUCUGCAACAACUGACCGCAGAAAGUGAGCAGGCUCUUCAAGAGACAAGACAGAACGGUUCUGACAGUGACUUCGACAGGAUCUUUAAGGAAAACCAAGAACUAAGGAAAGCAAUACAAAGCGAACAGGAGGAAAGGAGAAAUACAGACGCAUCGUUGUCCACAUUACAAGAAACUCUGGAAUCUUUGAAGACUGAAUUAAAGGCCAGAGAAACAGAACAGUUAGAGUUAAGGAAAGAGUUGACUGAUGCUAUGAAAGACAAAGAAGAUGCUAUUCGCAAAAGGGAAGAACUAAUACAGCAAAACGAAGUCUCCACUACUAAAAGUGAGCUGGCAUCAUUACGAGAAAGCUUAGCUUCCAAGGAUGCAGAAUUACAAAAUCUGAAACGGGAAGUACAAAUCCUUCGUACUGCAUCAAGCAGUCCGGGAGAACACGACAAAUCAACCGAUGACGAAACUUUUGGUCUACCACAGUCGGACAGUCUCCUGAAGGAAUUAGAACAGGUGAAAAAAGAGUUGAAGGAGACGCAAGAUAUAUAUUCCAAGGAAAACAAACUACUUAAAGAAGCACUAGAGUAUGAGAGGAAGGAGAGUGGUGUUACGGAGCCGGGGCAGGUACAGAGCAGGGUUGGUCAGCUUCAGGAGGAGGUGUCCAGGAGAGAACAGAGGGAACAGCAGCUUAUAGAGGAGAAGAACCAGCUGGUAGCACUGCUCAAGGAGAGGACAGCCCAGCUGCAGCAGGACAAAGAUGCUGUGCAGCAGCAGCUCAGACAACAGGAAGACCUGGUCCAGACCUUCCAGACUCGCAUGCAGACCUCAGACUCUGUUAGUGCAGACGUGCAGCAGGUGUUUGGUCGUCAGCUGUCAGCCCUACAGGCCCAGAGAGACGAGCUGCUGCGCCAGCUGGAGACACAGAAACAACAGCAGGGUUCCCUCUCCAACAUCCUGAUGGAGAAAAAUGCACUGGAAGAGAACCUCCAGAAAGAAAAAGAGCUGCUGAGGACCAAACUACAGGAGAAGGAUGAGCUGGAGAAAGGACUGCAGGAAGAGAGGAGGAGGCUGGAACAGCAGGUGCAUGAACAGAGGAGACUGGAGGCAGUUCUGGAAGAGAAAAACAAGCUGGAGCAGGAGCUGGCCAAACAGAAACGUGAGCUGGAGGCCCAGUUGCGGGAGAUAGAAGAACGUCUGCAUGAGAAGGAGGCCCAGCUGGCAGCAGAGAAGGAGAUGUUGGUACAGGAGAUGAGGAUCAAGGAUGUGGAGAUCAGGAAGUGGCAGGCGGAUCUCAAGGAGAAACAGUUGGAGUACCGUGACCGGGAGGCCCAGCUGAAGAAUCAGUUCUCCACUCAAAUCCACAAAGUCCAGUCCAGCACAGAGGAGAGUAACCUUAAGAAGAUCCACCUCCUGCGUGUCGAGAUGGAGGGGCGGCACAAGGACGCCAUCGAGCGCCUGAGAAGAGACCUGGACCAAGAUUACAGUGUCCGUGAGAAGCGCCUUCGAGACGGGCACACGUCUGCUGUAUCCGUUCUGAAGAAACAGCACCAGCAGCAGGUGUGGCCUUCUUUUUAGAUUUCUGGUUUGCCGUGAGUAG